Rattus rattus (black rat) is the source of this 1053-nucleotide messenger RNA. RefSeq names its product platelet glycoprotein 4-like. Gene Ontology annotation, molecular function: low-density lipoprotein particle binding; low-density lipoprotein particle receptor activity; scavenger receptor activity. Lineage: Eukaryota; Metazoa; Chordata; Mammalia; Rodentia; Muridae. Bases 1 to 1053 code for a protein of 350 amino acids. The record is from RefSeq and is a predicted model, not a curated record. The transcript is spliced from 11 exons. Gene Ontology annotation, cellular component: caveola; cell surface; cytoplasm. Gene Ontology annotation, biological process: lipid storage; amyloid-beta clearance by cellular catabolic process; low-density lipoprotein particle clearance.
AUGUCGCCUUCACUGUCUGUUGGAACAGAGAAUGACAACUUCACAGUUCUCAAUCUGGCUGUGGCAGCUGCACCACAUUUCUACCAAAACUCAUUUAUUCAAGGAGUGCUCAACACCCUUAUCAAAAAGUCCAAGUCUUCUAUGUUCCAAACACGAAGUGUGAAGGAACUCUUGUGGGGUUACAAAGAUCCCUUCUUGAGUUUGAUUCCAUAUCCUAUAAGUACCACAGUUGGUAUGUUUUAUCCUUACAAUAACACUGUAGAUGGAGUUUAUAAAGUUUUCAAUGGAAAGGAUAACAUAAGCAAAGUUGCCAUAAUUGAUACCUAUAAAGGGAAAAGGAAUUUGUCCUAUUGGAAAAGUUAUUGCGACAUGAUUAAUGGCACAGAUGCAGCCUCCUUUCCACCUUUUGUUGAGAAGUCUCAAACACUGAGGUUUUUUUCCCCUGACAUUUGCAGGUCCAUCUAUGCUGUGUUUGAAUCUGAAGUGAACCUUAAAGGAAUUCCCGUGUACAGAUUUGUUCUUCCAGCCAACGCCUUUGCCUCCCCACUCCAGAACCCAGACAACCACUGUUUCUGCACUGAAAAAGUAAUCUCAAAUAACUGUAGGUCUUAUGGUGUGCUGGACAUUGGCAAGUGCAAAGGAAAGCCUGUGUACAUUUCUCUUCCACAUUUCCUACAUGCAAGUCCUGAUGUCUCAGAACCUAUCGAAGGCUUGAACCCUAACGAAGAUGAACAUAGGACAUACUUGGAUGUGGAACCCAUAACUGGAUUCACUCUACAGUUUGCAAAACGACUGCAGGUCAACAUACUGGUCAAGCCAGCUAGAAAAAUAGAAGCACUGAGGAAUCUGAAGAGACCUUACAUUGUACCUAUACUGUGGCUAAAUGAGACUGGGACCAUUGGCGAUGAGAAAGCAGAAAUGUUCAGAAACCAAGUGACCGGGAAAAUAAAGCUCCUGGGCCUGGUAGAGAGGGUCUUACUUGGUGUUGGAGUAGUGAUGUUUGUGGCUUUUAUGAUUUCAUACUGUGCUUGCAGAUCUAAGAAUGGAAAAUAA